UCAAUAUCACCAAACACACACAAACAUAGUACCUAACACGCACAACAAUGUUGAAUCAAAAGAUAUUCUUACAAGACGAUUCGCUCUUCAACUACGCACUCCUCACUCUCUUCCUCAUAGCACCACCAACCUUCAUCUCUCUCGCAUUCCUCCAAGCUCCAUAUGGCAAACACCACAGACCAGGUUGGGGUCCAAAUCUCUCUCCACCUCUCGCAUGGUUUCUCAUGGAAAGUCCCACACUUUGGUUCACCCUUUAUCUCUUCCCAUUCGGUAACAACUCUUCAAACCCUAAAUCAAUUAUCCUCAUCACCCCCUUUCUAAUUCAUUACUUCAACCGCACAAUCAUCUACCCAGUUCGUUUGUUCAUCACAAUGAAAACGAAAAAGAAGUCAACUUUAUCGAAAACCCCAUCUGGGUUUCCUUUUAGUAUAGCCCUUAUGGCUUUUGUGUUCAAUUUGUUGAAUUCUUAUGUUCAAGCUAGAUGGGUCUCUCACUACAAGAGCUAUGAUGAUGGGUUGUUUUUUUGGGUUGUGUUCUUUUGUGGGGUUUUGGUGUUUUCUGGUGGGAUGGGGAUUAAUGUUUGGUCUGAUAAGGAACUGUUGAGGCUUAAAGGGGAAGGGAAAGGGUAUGUGGUUCCUAAAGGAGGGUUUUUUGAGUUUGUAAGUUGUCCUAAUUACUUUGGGGAGAUUGUGGAGUGGUUUGGUUGGGCUUUGAUGACUUGGUCUUGGGCUGGCCUGGGCUUUUUUGCUUACACUUUUGCUAACUUGGGGCCUAGAGCACGUGCUAAUCAUCAGUGGUAUUUGGAGAAAUUUGGAGAGGAUUAUCCAAAGAAAAGGAAAGCUGUUAUUCCUUACUUGUAUUGAUUGUUCUGAGCUGUUGUAAUUUGGGGUGUGUUGCAUUAUUGUAUAGGUGUUGAAGAGCAGAAAAUAAUGAGAAAAUGUUGCUGAAUUAAAGCAGGAAAGUUUGUUUCUCUUGGACUGGUAUUUGUUCUAAUGGAUUAUCUUUUCUUAGAUGUAAGUUUGUUUUUUAUAUCAUUAUUCAACAUGGUUAUUUAGUGCCAACAAUUUUAGGACACCAUUAGGUAGUUUGAGUAUUUUGAGUAUUUUGAGUAUUUUGUUCUUGGGGAACGCUUUUGAGUAUUUUGUUCUUGGUGUUUUCGGUUUUCUUCAGUUGGUGGUUUUUGUUCUUUGUUCCUUUAUCUGGGUAUGGAUGUGCUUGGUACAGUCAUUUCUUUGUUGAGAAGAAUGUUCCUGCUACUUUUGGAAACCCCUUUUGGUCAUUUGUUUGUGAUUACAAAAUGUUUGGGUUGAUGAUUACGGGAAAAAUGGAUAGAGAGAUCAAGAGGCUUGGGAAAAGACCUGUGUUGCAAGUGUUUUGAUUUGUGUGUGUUUGCUUGAUCCUUUUUGUUUGAGGAAGGCUUGAAAUGCAGAUGGAUUCAUAUGUGGCUGUGCAAUGAGAACGAUGGUGUUGUAUAGUGUUCAAAAUUUUAUAGUAUGAUAUGAAUCAUAACACCACUUGAAAUUGUAACAAAAGAGUAAUCUUUUUAUGGUGUGUUCUGUCUAAUGCAAUACAUAGCUUACCCUU
Molecule: messenger RNA, 1584 nt
Organism: Lathyrus oleraceus (garden pea)
Lineage: Eukaryota; Viridiplantae; Streptophyta; Magnoliopsida; Fabales; Fabaceae
Product: steroid 5-alpha-reductase DET2
Exons: 2
Coding region: 48-863 (271 amino acids)
Biological process (GO): brassinosteroid biosynthetic process
Cellular component (GO): membrane
Molecular function (GO): 3-oxo-5-alpha-steroid 4-dehydrogenase activity
Source: RefSeq, a predicted model, not a curated record